AUGCCCGAAGAUUGUGCCCGACACUUGCAACUGGUGUACUCAAUCUACUCUGUCUUAUAUCCACUUCCAUCCGACUCAUUCGGGGCGGGAACCGAUUACGUCGAUCUAUGCGUUAGGUGCGAGAUAUUAGCAGUGGCCUAUACCUCAAUGGAAGACACACAGUUUCACAUCAGAGGCUGGCUCAGCAACCUUGGACAAUCGUAUAAGAACCGAUUCGAGAUAUUAGGAAACAUAGACGAUCUCAAUCUGUCAAUUGAAUACCAAAGGCAGUCGAUCUCAUUGGCUCCUGAUGCCCACGUCGACAUGGCCGCUCAACUCACUGGCCUCGGUUGCAAAUAUAUGACUCGGUUCGAACAACUCGGUGAAUUGGAAGACGUAGAGAAUGCUAUGGGCUCCUUCGAGAAGGCCAUAGUACUUACACCCAAAGAAGACUUUAAUAUAUCGAAUCGUCUUGACAAUCUAGGCCUUGUCUACUACUCUAGGUUUGAAAGGUUAGGUCGGAUAGAAGAUAUCAACAAGGCCAUAGAGUUACAAAAUCAAGUGGUUUCAGCAGAGGUAGAAGGGCACCCGGAUGCACCUGACUGGUUUAGCAAUCUUGGGAACUCUUACCUUAGCCGUUUCGGGGCAACAUGUAAACAGGAGGAUCUCAACAAUGCCAUUUAUUGUCAUAAAAAGGCAAUAUCACUCACCCCAGAGGGUGAGGACAGCGAAGGACUUUCGUCCAGGUUGAAUAACCUCGGAAACUCGUGUAUGGCACGUUUCGAAUAUUGCGGACAGGAGGAAGAUAUGGCUAGGGCGAUCGAAUAUCAAACGCGGUCCGUGUCACUCUUACCAGAAAAUCACCCAAAUUUAGCUACAUAUCUCGCGAAUCUGAGCGCAUCUCACCUGGCUCGCUUCGAACACAUUGGCGAACUCGUAGACAUCAAUAAAUCGCUUGAGUUACAAUUAAACUCUCUUUCUCUAUUCUCUACUUCUGGAGAGCAUUGUGACCUAGGGGGUAUUUUCAAUAAUCUGGGUAACUGUUAUGCAACUAGGUUCAGGCGUUCGGGAUCAGCAGAAGACAUCAACAAUGCUAUCGAGUAUCAUACUAAAGCGACGGAACUAACAAAUGAUGAAAACCCUAGCACACCCAUUUGGCUCAACAAUCUCAGUGGCUCAUAUUCAUCUCGGUUCGACCUUUCAGGGAAUCUAGACGAUCUCAAAAAGGCUAUAAACUAUGCUAAUCAUGCCCUUGCAAUUACUCCAGAAAAGCACCCACUGAUGGCGAGCAGACUUACCAACCUGGGUAACCUGUACACGAGUCGCUUCGAUCGGUUUGACGAGGUACAUGAUAUCGAAAAAGCAAUUGAAUUUCACUCCAAGGCAGUUCUACUGUUUCCUACGGGCCACGAGGAUCUUCCAGUCGGGCUUAACAGUCUCGGGAACUCGUAUAUGUCCCGGUUUAGGCGAAACAACAAUUUGACCGAUAUAACAAAAGCCAUAGAACACCACGGUCAUGCAAUCUCGAUGGUAUCUAGGAGCCAUCCUGCUAUAUCCACCUACCUUAAUUCACUCGGACUCUCAUAUGCCUAUCGUUUUGGAUACCUGGGAGAUCAAGAAGACAUGAAUCAGGCCAUUUUAUACCACAAAGAAGCUAUCCAACUUACACCAGCUGAUCAUCCUUUAUUACCCAAGUGGCUUGCAAACCUCGGUAGUUCAUUGGUCGACCGAUUUCAGCACCAUCAUGAAUUAGAAGACUUAAACCAGGCAAUUGAGAACCAAUCCCGCGCAAUCACAUUAACACCAGAAGGCCAUACUGAUAUGUGCACCAGACUUAUGCACCUUGGAGCUUGGUUUGGACUCAGAUUUGACCGUUUGGGCUGCCUCAAAGAUAUUGAUACAGCAAUAGAUCUCCAAGUCCAGGCGGUUUUGACAAGCCCUGAUGGGCAUCCAAACAACGCCCUUUGGCUCGAUAACCUGGCUAUGUCUUACACCGCCAGGUUCGGUCAUUUAAAGGAAACGAAGGAUAUCGAUCUAGCAAUCAAACACCAGACUAAGGCUGUGACACUAGUUUCCGAAGGGAACACCACUUUACCAGGCAGAUUGAAUAACCUCAGUUGUUCGCACCUUCAGCGUUUUUCAAACUCUGAGGCACUGGAAGACUUAAACAGCGCUAUCGAAUACCAACGCAAGGCUCUAUUGCUCAUCCCUAAGGAUCAUAUCCAUACACACGGCAUACUCUCUAACCUUGCCACCACCUAUCUCAGCCGGUUUGAAGCCGCUGCAGAUCUUGCUGAUAUUGACCAAGCAAUAGAACUUUAUUCCCAUGCGGUGUCAACCGCACCUGAGGAUCAUGUAUACAGGUUAAGCUCAAUGAAUCACCUAGGCCGAUCGCUUCGGCAUCGUUUUACGGUGACAAGAAAUCUGAAGGACAUAGACGAUGCAAUAGAGUACCACAGCUAUGCUUUAUCAAAGACUCCAGAUGAUGAUAUGAAUGCACCGAUGCAAUUGAGGGACCUCGGAAAAGCAUACAGCCAUCGAUUUCGGAUUAUGGCUGACGCAACUUCAUUAGGAAAUGCUUUAAAGUGCUUUGGUAAAGCUGCACAAUCGCGCGCUACAGAUCCAACGCAAAGGUUCUUGGCAGCGUGCGACUGGAUCGAUCUCUCAUCAGGACAUGCUGGUAGUGAACUCUUGAAGGUCUGCGAGGUUGCUAUGGAUCUCGUUCCAGAGAUCGUUUGGAUUGGCUCUACCAUCGCACAAAGAUACAACGAUAUACGUCGGAUCAGGAACAUAGCUCGCAGAGCAACAGCAGUGGCUAUUCAGGCCUCUAAGUAUUCAUUGGCACUUGAGUGGCUCGAGCAGGGUCAAUCUAUCGUUUGGAACCAGGUCUUGAGGCUCCGAAGCCCUCUCGACGAACUAAGGAGUGUCAACCCAAUCCUAGCAAGCCGGCUUGCCCAAGUGUCCAAAAGCUUGCACGACGCAGGCUCAUUGCCUUCCAACUUUACUGAAAUAUUUGAAGACCCUCGUGAGUCCGAACGGGUUGCUCAGAAACGUCACCGUUUGGCCGAGGACUAUGAGAACACCCUAAUCCAAGUGCGACAAACACCUGGAUUCGAAAACUUUCUUCGUCCCAAAAGAUUGUGCGAACUGCUCCCAGCUGCUCAUAAAGGGCCUGUAGUUUUGAUUAACGUCGACAAAUCGCGCUGCGAUGCUCUAGUCAUAACACCAAGUUCCACUGAUGUUUUCCUUGUUCCUCUUUUCAGAAUUUCGUACAAUCAAAUAGUCCAACUUCGUGACAGGAUAGAGCGCUCACUUGAAGAUCUGUGCUUCAGGAAGCAAAGUAAUUACAGACGCCCACUAAUGCUGUCUCAAGAAGAGAAUCCACAAAAUCAAGAUUUUGAAUUUGUUCUAAGCACUAUCUGGACCGGUAUCACGAAGCCUGUGCUAGAUUUUCUGGGCUACAAGGCAAGCCAAGAACUACCCACGUCAUCUAUAGACUCCACUCCGCAUAUCACAUGGUGUACCACGGGUCCACUGUCUUCACUUCCCCUUCAUGCGGCCGGGAACUAUAGUGAGACUGGCGCCAAGGUGUUUCAAUACGUUAUCUCGUCGUAUACCCCAACUCUUGGCGCAGUUAUUCCCGGUCACUCUCCGGAACUAUGUGUGGCAUCAAGCGUAUUGGGUAUUGCGCAAGAGAAUACUCCGGGACAAGGCCAUCUUCCGGGGACGACGAACGAGCUCUCUCGCAUUUCAGAGCAUGCUAAAGCACCAAUUAUUUUCUCAAGACUUACUGGUUCUUGUGCAACAACGCUCGCUACUCUGGACGCGAUGGAGCAACAUGACUGGAUUCACCUCGCAUGUCACGCAACCCAGGAUAUUGCGGAGCCCACCGAGAGUGGGUUUUUCUUACACGACGGGAUCUUAGCCCUAUCAAGGAUUGCGCAGGAGGAUCUCAAGGGAAAGGGGCUGGCGUUCCUUUCAGCAUGUCAAACCGCGACAGGCGAUAGGUCAUUGACAGACGAAUCAGUACAUCUCGCGUCAGGGAUGCUUAUGGCUGGGUAUCCGAGCGUAAUUGCCACAUCAUGGUCAAUCGUAGACUGUGAUGCUCCACUGAUUGCGGACACUAUAUACCAAUUCCUUCUCAAAGACGGCAAGAUGAAUCAUAGGGACACAGCGAAAGCAUUACACGUAGCAGUUGAGAAAUUGCACUUCAGCAUGUUUCUCAAGUCCCUAGGGCUACGCGUUUACAUUACAGACGCAUCCGGAUCACCCCUCUCAGAGUACCAAGAGGUCAAAACAGCAGAUAAUGCCAUUGAGUAUAUGCAAUUUCACGCUUACCAUACUUGGGUUGAUCAAGACUUCCCUAGAUGCUGGAUUCCCUCUGUAGAAGGCGCCAACUUCCAAAUCCACUGGGAGGUUCUUGAUAGGACUCCAAUGGCAGCUGGGUGCUGUUCCUGCGCAACCCCGUAUUUCGAUGGGGUCAAAUUGAAAAGCAAGAUUGCCCCUAACGGAAAGAAUAAGGGAAGACUAUACGGACAUCCGGUUGCGCCGUCCACUAUUCGGUUAUACCAAUUUGGGAAGCGGACGUUCACAGAUGAGGAGGACACAUCCGUGGCGAACGCAAUGGCUGUGGAGGACCUUGGUACAAUUCGACUCAAAAUAGAGUGGGGGCAAUGCGUACAAAAGGAUAAGCGCACCCUACGCCGCUUCACCGAUCCGAGGCCAGCCCCAGUUCAUGAAAAAUUAGCCAAGAAAGGAUUUUGGGACUCGGCUGGGCUGGGUCAAACUGCGGAAGUUCAUCUGCCUGCGUUUGGAAAGUUUAUUAGGAAAGAAGAGGCAAGUUGUGGGAAUUUUGUUUUUCGCUACGCUUCCGAAGAUUCUCUCAAAGCACAAGGAAUUAUGCCUAUUGUUUCCAAGAUCGAGUCGACUCCCAAAUCAGAAGACAUAAAAAAAUCUGAGCCGUUGGAUAUACAACUUGGUCGCAAACGAGUGCGCGCUGCCAGACCAGAAGCGAGCGGGUCUGACACCGUCGAGGAUGAUGAUAGGAUCCCUCCUCCUCUCGCGAAGAAGCACAAGCCAUAG
Messenger RNA from Rhizoctonia solani, 5061 nucleotides. RefSeq names its product CHAT domain protein. The record is from RefSeq and is a predicted model, not a curated record. Bases 1 to 5061 code for a protein of 1686 amino acids. Gene Ontology annotation, molecular function: protein binding. The transcript is spliced from 5 exons. Lineage: Eukaryota; Fungi; Basidiomycota; Agaricomycetes; Cantharellales; Ceratobasidiaceae.